Messenger RNA from Musca vetustissima, 576 nucleotides. RefSeq lists its product as uncharacterized. NCBI's taxonomy places the organism in Eukaryota, Metazoa, Arthropoda, Insecta, Diptera, Muscidae. The coding region runs from base 1 to 576 and encodes 191 amino acids. The record is from RefSeq and is a predicted model, not a curated record. Gene Ontology annotation, cellular component: extracellular region. Gene Ontology annotation, molecular function: chitin binding. The transcript has 3 exons.
AUGUCCACUCCAACGAUACCACGUGACCCCAAUCAAUUAUGUCAGGAUGAGGGAGCCACAGGCUUCUACAAACCCGAUUAUGAUCCCAGCUGUAAUACAUACAUCAUGUGUUAUGGUGUAACAUUACAAGGUAUGAUAAAAUAUUGCCCUGCUGGCCAAUAUUUUGAUGGUGAGCGGAAAUUCUGUACUGCGGACAGACCAAGUGAUUGUUUGAUCGAAGUUACAACAACGACUAAGAAUCCAAAUGCACCGCUAACAACAACUUCUGAGAAUCCAAAUAUUCCUGAAAUUACCACUACAACUACGACGACGAUUACAACAACUACAACACCGGUAAUUACAUCGACGACAACAACUCAAGCACCACUUCCAAAUCCUCCUCGAGAUCCCAAACAAAUUUGUCAAGAUGCUGGUGCCAGUGGUUCGUAUAUAUACGAUGCUGAUUGUACAAAAUUCGUAAUGUGUUACAUUUUGAAUGGAAUUUUGGAUGGCAUUCUAAAAUCAUGUCCCAGUGGUCAAUAUUACCAUGAUGAUACAAAAUUGUGCAUCAAUGUCAAACCCGAACGUUGUCUAUAA